AUGCCACCCGGCAGAAUGUGUCUUUCGGAAAGAGUCAACUUUCGAAAGGUUUGGCCUUGUGAGCACGAUAAAACUGCUGCCGAGAUUUUGGAAGAAAGAGAAGAUCGUGAAGCGGCCCUUCGUGGUGCACCGUCUGCAUUCGCCCGCACUGGAUUCUAUGAUCGUUUGUUCCGCCAACAGAAUCUUCCAACCGUCUACGACGAUAACAUUCCUUAUUACCCAACCUAUGGCUAUAACCCGAACAAGCCAGUUUGGGGACUCUAUCGCUACUCGAACUACUUUAUCAAUCCUUGA
Molecule: messenger RNA, 294 nt
Organism: Caenorhabditis briggsae
Lineage: Eukaryota; Metazoa; Nematoda; Chromadorea; Rhabditida; Rhabditidae
Exons: 2
Coding region: 1-294 (97 amino acids)
Source: RefSeq, a predicted model, not a curated record